Messenger RNA from Amyelois transitella, 1384 nucleotides. RefSeq names its product probable oligoribonuclease. The transcript is spliced from 3 exons. Gene Ontology annotation, cellular component: mitochondrion. Gene Ontology annotation, molecular function: 3'-5'-RNA exonuclease activity; nucleic acid binding. The record is from RefSeq and is a predicted model, not a curated record. Lineage: Eukaryota; Metazoa; Arthropoda; Insecta; Lepidoptera; Pyralidae. The coding region runs from base 188 to 847 and encodes 219 amino acids.
AAAUGCAGUUAAGCUAAACAAAGAUAUGAAAUGUAUUGUACAAAACAAAUUGGUGUACAAGAACACGGGAGUGAGCGAAUUUAUGAAUUAUCAAGUUGGUAUAAAAAUUCGACGAAAAUUCAAUACUCGCUCGACGCGACGCGUUUGAUUUUACUUGCAGCUGAUUUGGUUCAAAUAGCAUAAUUUAAUGAAUAUUUUAAGAAAUCUUUUACAUACACUGUAUAAUCCUUCACUAAAUUUUUAUUCUCCUCACGGAAUCGCUGCUGCAACCCAGUUAGAUAUGUCAAUUAAAGCAGCAAAGAAUAUUGCCAAGCGAAUAGUGUGGGUUGAUUUAGAAAUGACAGGACUAAAUGUGGCGACUGACCAUAUAUUAGAGAUAGCUUGCUUGGUCACGGAUGCAGACCUCAACAUCGUGGCAACAGGUCCAAAUAUUAUUAUUCAUCAGCCGAACAGUAUCCUAGAAAACAUGAAUCAGUGGUGUAUCAAUCAGCACGGUGAGAGUGGCUUGACAGAGGCUAGUAGAAACUCGAAGAUAUCACUCGAAGAAGCCGAGAAGCAAGUUUUACAUUUUGUCAAACAACAUGUACCGGAAAAACGGUGUCCCAUGGGUGGAAAUAGUAUAUACAUGGAUCGGCUGUUCCUUAGAAAGUACAUGCCGAAUUUCAACGAUUACUUACAUUACCGGGUAAUUGAUGUUAGUACUAUAAAAGAACUAGCGAAGAGGUGGUACCAAAAAGACUUCGCAUCUAUACCGCAGAAGAGUUUCAAGCAUAGAUCUAUUGAUGAUAUUCUUGAAAGUAUCAAAGAGCUGAAGUAUUAUAAAGAAACCAUUUUUAAAUCUGUUUAAAUGGAGUUUAGUACCUUUAGUUAAAUUUUUUAGAACAAUUUUUUUUGGUUAUGUACUUGUGUUUAAACAUACAUUUACCUAUAUCCAUCUAAAACAUAUAACGGACAGAACAUAGCAUUUGUAUGAUUUAAAUAAUUUUUAGUAUUCUUUUAGUUAAAUUUAUUGAGUACAAACUUUUUGAUAAGAUAUAUGAUAUAAUUACCUAUACCUUUAACUUAAUAGAUAAGUAAUGCAUAAUAGGCAGAACACGGGUAUUUUUAAAUUAUAUACCACUUCUCAUAAAACUGUAAACUUUCUAUACAUAGUGUUCUUUCAUAAAGAAUGCAAUUAUGCUUGUGUAGAUCUAUUUAUAUAUGGUAACGAAGAAUGUUACAAUAAUUGUCCUUAAGAAUCAUGGUUCUAAAUAUACUUACUGGAUCAAUAGUUGAUUUAUACGUUUUCUGUUUGAAAAAAGCAAAUAUUUAAUGCUUUCAUGAAAUUGUUAAUGUACUUAAUUGAUUAAAUUUUUGUACUUCUUUUGUACGGAUCCUAUUAAUU